Messenger RNA from Chiroxiphia lanceolata (lance-tailed manakin), 2007 nucleotides. Its product is annotated as GTP-binding protein 8-like. The coding region runs from base 27 to 854 and encodes 275 amino acids. The transcript has 7 exons. Lineage: Eukaryota; Metazoa; Chordata; Aves; Passeriformes; Pipridae. Gene Ontology annotation, cellular component: mitochondrion. Gene Ontology annotation, molecular function: GTP binding. The record is from RefSeq and is a predicted model, not a curated record.
CCCGGGUCCCGCCUGCAGGCGCCGGGAUGCUGCUGUCGCGGGCGGGCGGUGUGGCGGGCCGGGUCCCGCCGCCGCUGGCCGCCCUGUCCCAGGUGCUGCGGCUGGAGCAGAGCCGCCGCACCGGGAUCAUGUUCCCGCUGCAGAAGCUGGAGCGGUACCUGGCGCCCGGCACCGACACGGCGUGGUUCCACAUCUUCGAGCCCGGGCUGGGCGCCCUGCAGCGCGCCGAGGCGCUCUUCAGGUCCAGUCAGGGCCACCCCAUCGACUACGUGAGCUCCGCCGUCCGCAUGGACCACGCCCCGCCGCCCGCCCUGCCCGAGGUGUGCUUCAUUGGCCGAAGCAAUGUGGGGAAAUCAUCUUUAAUCCGGGCCUUGUUUUCACUGUCUCCAGAAGUGGAGGUCAGAGUGUCAAAAACUCCGGGCCACACCAAGAAGAUGAAUUUCUUCAAAGUAGGGAAGUACUUUACUCUGGUGGAUAUGCCAGGAUACGGCUACCGCGCCCCGCAAGACUUUGUGGAGAUGGUGGAGGCCUACCUGCAGGAACGGCGCAACUUGAAGAGGACUUUUCUGUUAGUUGAUGGUGUAGUUGGACUCCAGAAAACAGAUCAUAUUGCAGUAGAGAUGCUGGAAGAGUUUGGAAUUCCUUAUGUGAUGGUGUUAACCAAAAUUGACCGAGCUGCCCGGGGACUGUUGUUAAAGAAUGUACUGGGGAUCCAGGAGUUUGUAAAGGAGAACACUCAGGGAUGCUUUCCUCAACUGUUCCUGGUCAGUUCUGUGGAGUUUUCAGGAGUUCACUUGCUAAGGUGUUUUGUAGCCCACGUUACUGGAAACCUACCUGCUGUAGAGACCAGCUGAAAAGACUGACUCCUGAUCUGCUCAGCUCAUCUGGAACAAAAGUAGGUGCAGUGAGAUCGCAUGCCUUGCUUGCAUACAUCGAGUUGUCCCUGUUCCAGAUGAGUGAAGGAAAGGACACAUCUUCAAUGGGAUCUACUCUUUGAUCACUGUUGGCUUGAAACAGUGAAAUGAAAGACUGGCCAUCUGGAGGAACUCUCUUUUUCUGCACAUUAUCAUCAGUCAGUGCUGCAUUUCUGUUCUCGAUCCAGCAUGAAGUUCUGCAUCUGCACUUGGAUGAAUUGCCAGAUCUGAGACCUGUUGUCCAUUAUCUGUGUCUGUUCUGCCCUGGCAGCUGAAGCACAGUACUGAUGUGUCCCAUACUCUUUAGGGGUACUGUAGCAGCUCAGAGAACUGUGUCCCACACCAGCUGUGUCUGACUAAGAGCACCUGAAACUGUGAAGUUUACGAGGUACAGAGUCAGACAGAAGGAGAGCUGUCAAUAGCAGCAGUCAUGCAGGAGAACUUAGACCAAAGCUAUUAAGUGCCUGUGUCAAACUCUGGCACUCGGACUUUGUCAUGUCUUAACGUGGCCAAAUAUGGGUGUGCAGUUCUCCAGGUUACUUACAUUAAGUGUUUAAACCUCAUGAAAGGGCAGUUUUUUCUAAACCACUCUGAGGGUGAGAAGGUGACAUUUAUAGCCCUUUCAUUAUGCAACUUCUUGUAACUCUCAGACUAGACAUGAGGUGUGAGGCUUGUUUUCAGCACUCAUGUAAGAAGUGGGGAAUGUGAUAAAUGCAGUAGAAAGACAUGGCUCUCUAGCUUCUGCAUUUGAACAGUAAUUAAACCUGUAAGUCUCUUAAUGUUUUACCUCUAAUCCCAAAAUGCUACAGGGCAAACCAGCCCGGGGGAUGCAUGAUCCUAGGGGAAGUGCAGUAGUAUCUAGACAGAUGGAACAGGUGAAAGUGAACACUUCAGGAAGAAUUCUUAGUAUUUUAAAACCAGGAUUUUUGAAAAGCAUUGGUCUUGUCAUGGCUGUCAUGUCAUUCUGAGCAUUUUGCUCGGCCAUUUGCAGGCAAGAACAACACAGUUGGAUUCUUGAGUGCAACAGUGCCCCUGUGACAAGUGACAAGUAAGACAGCAAAUAAAAGCAAGUCCUCUCCUUUACUUAAACAGU